UGAGAGAGACGAUCUUUCAUGGCGGAUUCGAAAAAAGUCGACGAUCUAACCUUCCGAUUCUCCAAGCUGAGAGAAAAAUGCAUCAGAUCCGGAGAAUCUAUUGAAAAUAUUCGAUGGGAGUUCUUGCGAGAUGUUCAUCGAGUUCCAAAAACUCAAUCGAAAGAAAACGAAAGUAGUUUUUUCGCAUGGAACAAGAUAAUUUGGUUUCUUAUCCUGCCCGCAAUCGCUUUGUUGUUGUGUCAGUUGAUUUUGGAAUACAACCCAGACUCUAAAUGCCUCAUUGAGCCAGAUUUCGUGGUUUUGAACGAGAUGGCGCGCAAACCAACCAACUGUUCGCUGCUUUGUGAAGGUGUGAAUGAAAUACAACGGGUCUCUAAUCUUUCUAAGGAGGAGUUCAUCUCCACAUACGCAUAUUCAGGAAGACCUGUGGUUAUUACCGAUGCUGCACAAAACUGGUCAGCCGUGGGUGCGUUCAGUUUCAAGUUUUUCAAACGCCUUUACGCUAAGAGCGAUGAGGCAGAUUUAGAUAACGUCGACGAGGGAUGCAUGUUUUUCGCCUACAAAUCCGGUUUUCAGUCUCUAGCAGAUGCUUUAAGAAUGUCGAAUAAAAGGGCACAAUGGAAAGGGAAGCCGUGGUAUAUUGGCUGGAGUAAUUGUGAUCCCAAUGUCCGUCAGAUAUUGCGCAAAUACUAUAACAAACCUUACUUUAUACCACAUGACGCUGAGACAGGCGAUCAAGACUGGAUAUUUAUGGGAGGGCCUGGACCUGGUGCGCCCAUACACAUUGACAUGGUGCAGCGUCCUUCAUGGCAGGCCCAGCUGUCAGGACAAAAGAUGUGGACCCUUAUUCCUCCUCCAGAGUGUGAACACGUCUGCAAGACAGUACAAGUGACAAUGCAGAAAGGAGAGAUCAUUGUCCUGGACACCAACCAGUGGUUUCACUCCACGAAAAUUAUUCCCACUGGAGAACUGAGCAUCACAAUUGGAGCAGAAUACGACUGAUGUUUUGUUCUAAACUUGUUUUAUUUCAUACACCAGUAAGGGGUAAGAGGCGAAAUAAUAUCCGUGAGUUAUAAACAACUGCAACUUAACGCAAGUGUAUCAGUGAAUCAAUCAUGUUAUUAAAAUAAUAUGUAAAACCUUAUUUCACUGUCUACUUACAGACUGUGUAUGUAAACUGUUAAUUCCAAAAUAAAAGUGGUUAAAAUUUGACAAAUUGAUUGAGUAAUUUGUUUCAUGAUUCACUCGCUAC
This is a messenger RNA of Pocillopora verrucosa, 1252 nucleotides long. Its product is annotated as bifunctional arginine demethylase and lysyl-hydroxylase JMJD6-like. The record is from RefSeq and is a predicted model, not a curated record. Gene Ontology annotation, molecular function: 2-oxoglutarate-dependent dioxygenase activity. NCBI's taxonomy places the organism in Eukaryota, Metazoa, Cnidaria, Anthozoa, Scleractinia, Pocilloporidae.